Messenger RNA from Symbiodinium pilosum, 1731 nucleotides. NCBI's taxonomy places the organism in Eukaryota, Dinophyceae, Suessiales, Symbiodiniaceae. The record is from the annotation of a GenBank genome assembly.
AUGGCACCUAUCGCCAUCUUCCUGUCCCUUCUGCCUACAUGCGCACUUUCGGGGAAGCGACCCAACAUCCUUUUCCUGAUGACCGACAGCAUGGAUGGCCGCGUUAUUGAUCCUCAGGCCACUCAAGCGCAGGCUGUUGAGUUACCCUUCCUCCGUGAUUUCCUCUCAUCGGAAGGUACGAACUUUGUGCGCACCUAUGUGAACAGUCCGCAGUGCGUGCCAUCUCGAACAAGCAUGUGCACUGGAAGGCGGACGGACCAGAUUCAAACCUGGUCGAACGAGAAGGGCUUGGCAGCAUCUCUUGAUGGCACUCUGGAUGACGGGUGCGUGUCGUUCUACGGCAAGGAUCAGUGUGCGAGCUGGGCGAAGCAGCAGAACUAUUCUGAGACUAUCUUCACCGGCUUGGCGAAAUUAGGCUAUGGGGUAAAUCUAUAUGGCAAGAUAGAUAUCGGAGCUGCGAUAAUGAAUGACAAGAAGGUGCGAGCAACCACUGCGGCUCUGGGCUGGCACACUGGUCCAAAUCUUCAGAUUGUCACUCGCUCUGCUGAUAUCCGGCGGCCAACGAAGCAGAGGCCCUUAGAACUCACCAAGGAAAACGUUGACCACGUUCACCCUGAGGAUUGGCAAACUGUUGAACGUUGUCAGGAAUGGAUCCAGAAACUGCCUCCUGCUGAGCAGAAUGCUGAACCAUUCUUCCUGUACUGUUCGCUGGAUAUUCCCCACCCUGCGUUCAAGACGAACGCAACAUGGCUGGCCAAAGUCAAGGAAGACAAGAUCGAGCUUCCGCAAUGGCCACAAGGAUUUCCACAGAGCUGGCACCCAUACGACAGUUACAUGUCCAUCUCCAAGCAUGUGGAAGAGAUGAACUACACCACUGAGGAGAUUAUGAAAGUUCGCAAGACUUACUACGCCAUGUGUGCCGAGGCGGACUAUCUUCUGAAUCGAGUUUGGCUGUCCUUAACUGCAAAAGGCUAUGGCCUUAACAACACCUUCCUCGUGUACGUAUCCGACCAUGGUGAGAUGAACAUGGAGCAUCGCCAGAUCUGGAAGAACUCCAUGUACGAGGCCUCCACCCGCGUGCCAUUUGCCAUUGCCGGUCCUGGGGUUGCUAAGGGACACCGAGUGACACAGCUCACCUCGUUGGUGGAUGUGCUGCCAACCCUGUUGGACAUGGGACAAGAAACGAACUGGGACCGCCAUGUCGGACUUGCCGGGAAGAGUGUGCUUCAACUUGCAGGUGCUACCUCUUUUGCCCCCGCUCAGUUUGUCGUGACUCCCCAAGAGCCUCGCGCUAUCUUUGCGCAGUACCACUCCAACAUGGCGAACACUGGCUCGUACAUGGUGCGUAAGGGCCCAUGGAAGUACAUCAGCUUCGGCCACACGUUGGCCGCUUUCUCGCCGAAAGUGUACACUCCUCUCCUGCUUAAUGUCGAUGAGGAUCCCAGUGAGUUGCAGAACCUCGCUGCGCAAAGAGGGCAAAUCGUGGAGCAGCUCGAAGCAGAGCUGCGCAUGCUUUUGGAUCCUUCAGAGAUUGAUAGCCGGGCCAAGCGUGAAGAUUUCCACAUCUACAAGCGCUUCUUCGGUUCUUUGUGCCAGGAUGAGCUCAGGAAAAAGCUCAAGGCAAAUUACCAAGGUUUUGACGAUGGAGAUUUUGAGAAGCUCCAAAAGUGGGCCAAGGAGAUAUCAGCGACACUCCCCCCCGAGGGGUCCCCGACAACGUUUGUGGUUUAA